This is a messenger RNA of Solanum dulcamara, 519 nucleotides long. RefSeq lists its product as uncharacterized. The record is from RefSeq and is a predicted model, not a curated record. The coding region runs from base 1 to 519 and encodes 172 amino acids. The transcript is spliced from 3 exons. Lineage: Eukaryota; Viridiplantae; Streptophyta; Magnoliopsida; Solanales; Solanaceae.
AUGGCAUCAUCAAUGAAAUCAUCUUUGAUCCUUUUUUUUACGUGUUCCCUUUUCCUCCAAGUCACUUAUGCCGUAUAUAAAACGGAGGUGAAAUGUGAGAGUUUACCAAAUGGUGAUUGUGCAUUUGCAAUUUCAUCAACAGGGAAAAGGUGUGUAUUAGAGAAAGCAACACCACAAGACAAUUUAAUUAGUAGUGAAUACACAUGCAAGACAUCAGAAGUGAUGGUUGAAAACAUGAAGGAACACAUUGAGACAGAUGAAUGUAUUGAAUCUUGUGGUCUUAAUAGAAAUUUCUUUGGAAUUUCUUCUGAUGAUUUGCUUGAGCCUCAAUUUGUCUCCAAACUAUGCUCCCCUCCUUGUUAUCAACAAUGCCCCAAUAUUGUUGAUCUUUACUUCAACUUGGCUGCUGCUGAAGGAGCAUACUUGCCAAACUUAUGCAACAAGAACAAGAAGUUGCUGAGCAGUGGUGCUGCUGAAGAGGGUGCUGAUGCUCCAGCUCCAUCUCCUUCUUCUUUCUAA